AUGGAGAAGAGGAAGAAGGCGGAGGAGGACGAGGAGCAGAAGCAGCCGCCGGCGGCGGCGGCGGCGGCGGAGAGCUCCUGGGGCGACCUGCUCCCGGAGAUCCUCCGGGAGAUCCUGUCGCGGGUGCCGUACCGGUCGCUGUGCCGCUUCAGGUGCGUCUCCACCGCAUGGCUGGCGCUCUGCUCCGACCCGGCCGUCCGCAGGAGGUCGCCGCAGACGCUCUCCGGCUUCUUCUGCUACUCCCAGCACGACGUCGGCGGCGGCCAGCGCCGUGACGGCCUCGGCUUCCUCAACCUGUCCGGGUGGGGCCGGCCGCUGGUCGACGACCCCUCCCUCCGCUUCGUGCGCGUGCGCGGCUACUGCGACGUCACGCCCCUGCACUGCUGCGGCGGCAUCCUCCUCUGCUACUGCGAGAAGGCGGCCAUGAGCGACGACGGGAACUACGUCGUGUGCAACCCCGCCACCAAGGAGGUCUGGGCCGUGCUGCCCGUGCCCCGAAAUAAGAUCAUGAUGCGCCUCAACACCGCCCGCCUCUGCUUCGACCCCGCCGCCCCUGGCCGAUUCGUGGUGUUCGUGUUCUUGCAAAGCUUUCGUGGGAUUCAGACCGUGGAGGCCUAUGCCUCGGACACCGGGCGGUGGACCUCCAUGCGGAGCGAGUGGAGCCCCAAGACCCUCCUCCUCGGCGAGGAUUCAGAAUGCGUCUUCUUGAACGGCACUUUGCAUCUGGUCGACGCCGACCAUUCUGAUGCCGAUUUUGACUGGGAGGGGAACCUGAUACGCUGGAUGGUGACUGUGGACAUGGAGGGUAAAACAUGGAGGAAGAUCCGAUUGCCGGAUUCCAUCUAUAAUGGUUUCAUCGGGCAGUCGCAAGGACGCCUAUACGCAACACAUGUUGAAACUGAAGGUAGAUGCCAGCUAUCCAUUUGGGUUCUUGAGGAUUAUGCCAGCGGACAAUGGACCCUGAAGUGUACCGCCAGCAUUUUGGAAUUGCUAGGAAGGCCUCACCAUGAGCCCGGCGAACACUACACGCUGAUCGCGAUCCAUCCAGAGUGCAGUUUGAUCUUCCUAGUAGCGAGCCGUGAAAAAACACUUAUGUCGUACGAUAUGGAUACCAGUAAACUGAGUAUUAUCUGCACUCUCGGAGACCGCCAGCCACGAAGAUUUCAGCCAUACAUUCCCUGUUUCGCGGAGAAGCCUCGGUAA
This is a messenger RNA of Triticum turgidum subsp. durum (durum wheat), 1203 nucleotides long. The record is from the annotation of a GenBank genome assembly. NCBI's taxonomy places the organism in Eukaryota, Viridiplantae, Streptophyta, Magnoliopsida, Poales, Poaceae.